AUGAGUUCAAUCGUCAGAACCCCACCCCCCAAACGACUUAGUCAACAAAAUAUGACAGAGACUACUAACGACACCCGUCAUGACAAGACUGUAGUUCUAGAAACUAGGGACGAAAGGCAAAAGCCAAAAACAAAAAGUCCACAAGGUCUGGUGCAAAAGCAAGUAGUGCGAUUCUCUCUCUCCCCCCCAGCACAACACAAGCAACAGGCCAAACAGGCACAGGCAAAACCGCCAAAUGUGCAAAAAACUGGGGAACCUGUAAAAAAUAAAACAGAAAAGAAGGUCGCGAUUGCCACGACCGCGAGAAAGGAGGAAAGACUUGGGGAAGGGAAAGCAGAAGGAGAAAACGAAAUGGAAUUAUUAGAAAGGAUUGACAAAUUAAUUGACGACUCACGGAAUUUAAGAGGGGAUAUAAAGGAAGGAAUAAAGAAAGCCAUCAAAUCACUGCGCCAAAUGGCAAAGCAAACAAAGGAAAGUAAAAGCAAAGGAAAACGAGAAGUGAGGGAAAUACAGACACAGACAGAAGAAGAAGUAACGAAAGAAUCAGAACUCAUAGAAGGAAAAGAAAAGGACACAGGAACAGGAACCGAAAAUCUGAUAAAGGAAUUACGGGAACAGAGAAAGAUUAUAGAAAGGGAGUUUGCGGAACUGAAAAGGGAGCUACCAAAAAUGACAGCGAGGAUAGAAGAAUAUAGGAAAGAAGAGGAAACAUCUAAAAAGGAGAUUAGGGAGGCAUUGAAUCAAGGAAUCAUUGAAUUCAAAUCAUAUGCCAGCGUGGCCGCGACAGCAGUUAAAACAGAAGGAAAGGGAAGAACAAGACCUGAAUACGAAACAGCAAAGUAUGCCAUUACAGUAGCAUCGGAAGGAACAGAGACAAGCGGAGAGGUACUGGAAGAGAUAAGGAGGGUAGUAGACGCAAAAAAGACAGGACUGAGAGUGGAUAGGAUCAGGAAAAUAAAAGACCAAAAGGUAGUAAUAGGAUGCGAAAGCAGGGAAGAACUGGAGAAAGUUAAAGAGAAGUUAAAGAAGAAUAAAAACCUGCUCGUCGAAGAGGCCACGAACAAAGAUCCGCUUAUACUCCUCAGGGAUGUGCUGAGCGUCCAUACAGACGAAGAACUUGUAGCGGCGCUCAAGUGCAAGAACAAGGAGCUAAUGAGAGAAGUAAGGAAGGAAGAGGAGGAGAGGAUCAGAGUUAGAUACAGGAGGAACACAAGAAAUCCACAUGCCAACCACGUCGUAGUGCAGGUCCCGCCAGUAAUGUGGCAUAAUAUCACGGAGGCGGGUAGAGUGCAUAUCGACCUACAGAGAGUGGCGGCUGUGGACCAAACACCCCUGGUGCAGUGUUCGAGGUGCCUGGGUUACGGCCAUGGACGAAGGUUGUGUAAGGAAGAAAAAGACACUUGCUCACAUUGUGGCGGACCCCAUAAGAAGGAGAGCUGCCCUGAGCACCAAAGCGGGAAAAAGCCCUCCUGCAUAAACUGCAGCAGGGCAAGCAUCGAAGGGGCCAGCCACAAUGCCUUUGAGCAGGAGUGCCCAGUAAGAAGGAGAUGGGACAGGCUGGCAAGGGCCUCGGUAGCCUAUUGCUAA
This is a messenger RNA of Leptosia nina, 1587 nucleotides long. NCBI's taxonomy places the organism in Eukaryota, Metazoa, Arthropoda, Insecta, Lepidoptera, Pieridae. The record is from the annotation of a GenBank genome assembly.